Solanum tuberosum (potato) is the source of this 622-nucleotide messenger RNA. RefSeq lists its product as uncharacterized. The transcript has 3 exons. The record is from RefSeq and is a predicted model, not a curated record. The coding region runs from base 120 to 353 and encodes 77 amino acids. NCBI's taxonomy places the organism in Eukaryota, Viridiplantae, Streptophyta, Magnoliopsida, Solanales, Solanaceae.
AUUUCCUGGUAAAGACGCUAACCCAUCAGUUCAGCUGGCAUUCCCCGCCACGCUUUAGCGCCGAAUUAGAAAGGAGCCCUAGGGUUUUCUGUUUCCGACCUCUGAGUCUCAGGCAAAUCAUGGGUGGAGGCAACGGUCAGAAAGCGAAGAUGGCUCGGGAGAGGAAUCUGGAGAAGCUGAAGGGUGCUAAAGGAAGUCAGCUCGAUACGAACAAAAAGGCCAUGAAUAUCCAGUGCAAGGUGUGUAUGCAGACAUUUAUGUGCACAACAUCAGAGGUGAAGUGUAAGGAACAUGCUGAAGCAAAGCACCCAAAAUCUGAUCUCUAUGCUUGUUUUCCUCAUCUCAAAAGUUGAAGUCCUUUAUGUGUCAAACAUCCUUGCAGAAAAAAAAAAUGUUGGUAUGAUCUACCACCAGUCACUAGUUGCAACAGUCAGCUCAAUCAAGCUGUGAACUGCUUGUAGUUAUUGUGUGUGUGUUUGUGAGACUUGCAAAUUGUGUUAAUGGCUGGUCUUAAUAAUGAAGUUUCCUGGCGACAAGACAAUGUCAUAUGACAUGAAACAAGCAAAUGCUGAAAUUAAAACCUAUAUAUGAAGAAAUCAGAAACCAUUUGAGAACAUCUAAA